This is a messenger RNA of Arabis nemorensis, 291 nucleotides long. NCBI's taxonomy places the organism in Eukaryota, Viridiplantae, Streptophyta, Magnoliopsida, Brassicales, Brassicaceae. The record is from the annotation of a GenBank genome assembly.
AUGGAGGAUCCAUUACCAAACUUCAAUCACCCAUCACUGAGUGACAUCAAUGGAGAUUUAGAUGAUGUAGAAGAGGAUAGAGGCUCUUUAGCUCUUGUGAAGAAGAGAGGAAGAUUAGGGUUUUUUGGGUUUAGGAAGAGAAAAGCAUUGAAAGGAAAAACAGAGUUUGGUAGAGGAAGCUUCUCUGCUUUGCCUGCAACACCUUCUUCUUCAAAGUCUCACUUUUGGACGAAUGUGUAUGCAGGAUUAAAGCAAGUGGUUCCAUGGAAGAACAAGAAGACUACAAGUUGA